Molecule: messenger RNA, 866 nt
Organism: Anoplophora glabripennis (Asian longhorned beetle)
Lineage: Eukaryota; Metazoa; Arthropoda; Insecta; Coleoptera; Cerambycidae
Exons: 3
Coding region: 116-811 (231 amino acids)
Biological process (GO): negative regulation of G2/M transition of mitotic cell cycle
Source: RefSeq, a predicted model, not a curated record
UAUGAUCUGAUCCUGAUCACUUUACAUUUAUAUGGGUAGAAAGUCAAGUAGCCACUUUUUAUAAUUUGACGUCUAUUUAUUAUGGCGUUUUGGCGUUAUUUUUGAACUUAUUAAAAUGCCCAGGGAUAGAGGAAACGAUGACAACAGUUUAGGUGGUCGAGAUAAAAGCAGAGGUUUGAAACACCAGAAAGAUAAAAACAAAUACAAAGCUAAAUCGGUAAAGGAUCCCAAGCAUGUUCCUCCUAAAGUGAAACGUAAUCUGGGGUCGAACUGGGACCGUUACGAGACAGAGGAUGAUUCUCAAAGCCCUCAGUUAACUAGUAGUACUGACUUUUCCAUACUGGCAAAUGCCCCGAUCGCACAGGGCCAACAUUUUCAGUUCAAACAGGACAAAGUUAUAGCAAAGGAAAUAGAAAAGACCCCGCAAGAGUUGUUUUCCUUAGAUUUAAAUAUGUUGAAACAUAGUAUACUUACGGUACCUUUCUAUGAAAGGGUCGGCAUCGACGAAAAAUAUUUUACAAAAAAUCAGAUAAGCUUUAUGAAUAGAAGUGCAGAAAAUAGUCUGCUUAAAUACAGUGAAAAGUAUAAUUCCAACAGAACUGAAGAAAAAGUUGAGGAUCUUUAUUUAAAUACUGGCAAUGAUUCUGUUCCUGUAAAUGAAAAUCAAAACGUAGAUGUUACUGAUUUAGCCACAAAUGAAACUGAAGAGAAUGAAAAUGUGUCCGAAUUAAUAAACUUAGAAACAAAACAGGAAACUGAAUCAUCCGAGGAGGACUUAGAAAAGUGGCUAGAUGAUAUUUUGGAUGACUAGUUGAUUAAACAAGGGUGUUGGCGAUAAAUUGGAGAAUAAAAGUUUAUAUAGAUAA